AUAUAUGAGAAAGAAAAUAGGGAAGGAUCGGCACAAUCGGCGACUGGUUUGGCAGAGGCGACAACACAUUGAUGAUUGAUACGUUGAGGUUGUUGUCUUCUUAGGAACUCCGAACUGCAUGAAUGGCUGCUGAAGUCGCAGUCUUUGCCGACACAAACUUGGGCACUCGCAUUGCUUUCAAUGCCCCUCGUAACAUCACUGCGGGAGCACUCAAAAGAGACUUUGAGAAGGUGCACUUCACAUGUUUACCAGAGAUAGGAGAGAUCCAAGUUAAUGGAUUAACGGUGAAGCGAAAACGACACUUCUACUACCUGCCUGAUUCUCUGUCCAUAAAGUAUGUUUUUCCUGGCACGAGAGGAACUUGGUUUCUUCAUGUGGAAGUGCGGCCUUUAAAGGAUGUGCCAAUUUCUCUUUUACCCCAUGAUGCGGCUAUUGAUUCAAAACAUAGGGAUUUAGUAACCAACAGUUGUGAAAAUAAAGCAAGCUGCAAAAAUGAGGAAAAGAGAGUGGAAGAAUUCCACCGCCGUGGACAUCUAUCGGAAGAGCAUGAAACUACUGAUCAUGUCUUAAAGGAGCAGAAGGAAAAGGGAAACUCUCAUGAAAAUUGCAUGCAGAAUGCAGCCAGUGAACUGCCAGAAAGAUGCUCCUGCAGGUUUGGAGACAUGCCUAUUUGCGCAACUAAGAAGAGCCAGUGUGUGAUGCCAGAGAAUAAAGGUGAAAAGUUGGAUGAAAUGCAGGCCAACUCAAUGCAAGGUAGUCUCAGUAAGAUGUCAACACAAGUGAUAUCAGUCACCGGUAUAAUCAAUAAAUAUUUUUCAAGUUUCAAUGUUUUUGACAAUGUAAGCUGCUCUUCAGACUCAGAUGUUACAUCUAGAGCUGUUCGUAGUGAGAUUGAAGUUCAAUCAAACACCACAGCACAAAGUUGCUUAAAGAGACAAAUUGAUUCGCUUCCACAGUUCACCCCCAAAACACCUCCACACGUCUUGCAUGCUCCAUCACACGUUGAAUUGGUUUCCAAAAAUGUAAGGGGCGGAAAUAGAAGAUCCAAAGUUGGGAAAAGUCUUCUUGUGGAUAGAAGAUCCAAAGUUGGUAAACGUCUUCUUGUGGCUUCACAGAGUCUUGUGGUUUCAACUGCUAAGCAUAGUCCCACACUUUCUUUCUGUAGAUUUAAAGAUAAAAAACUGCUAAAGAAGAAAUCUCAAAAGGGUUCAGUAUUUUCUAUCAGUGAGAGUGACGAUUGACAUUAUAGUAGACUGUCAAAAGGCUGUAAAUAUGAUGUUAUUUUGUAUGUGAUCUAUUUAUUUGUGGGCAAAAUGUUGUAAUUUGAACUUGUGGAUCACGAGAAAAAAAAAAACAGAUUGCGGUUAACAUGUUGUAUUGAACUUGUUACAAUGAUGACAGUCUCAGAGAUAAUGUUAUUGAUUCUCAAAGUCGUUGGGCAAAAAAAUGAGCAAGGAGUGAAUUGUAAAGUUUCAGAUUUUAUGGGUGUUAGCCAAUC
Molecule: messenger RNA, 1498 nt
Organism: Lotus japonicus
Lineage: Eukaryota; Viridiplantae; Streptophyta; Magnoliopsida; Fabales; Fabaceae
Exons: 3
Coding region: 123-1241 (372 amino acids)
Source: RefSeq, a predicted model, not a curated record